Molecule: messenger RNA, 1332 nt
Organism: Drosophila elegans
Lineage: Eukaryota; Metazoa; Arthropoda; Insecta; Diptera; Drosophilidae
Gene: Vsp37A
Product: vacuolar protein sorting-associated protein 37C
Exons: 5
Coding region: 226-843 (205 amino acids)
Biological process (GO): protein targeting to membrane; ubiquitin-dependent protein catabolic process via the multivesicular body sorting pathway; protein targeting to vacuole
Cellular component (GO): ESCRT I complex
Source: RefSeq, a predicted model, not a curated record
GCUACCGUUCGAUUUGCGCAAAUCCGUAACGAUCCCAUUUCCAAACCGAAGUCAAACCAGGAGAGAUCAGGAAAUCAGCAGACGGCGAUUGGCCGGGGUCGUCAACUCCCACUGGAGGUUAGAGGGUGCUCCAGCUCGUGUCGUCGACGUCGCCCCUCGUCGUCCCUUUGUAAACACGUGGUAAGGUUCAUUUUAUUGACUGGAAUUUGGAAGCUGGAACACAAAAUGCCCACCACUCAGCAUUCGCCACAAGGUCAUGGUCAUGCCCAAGCCCACGACCACUCACUCCAAGGACACGCACUGGACAAGUAUGACGGCAAGGAUGCGGCUGCCGACAACAGCAACAUGCCCAAUCUGUCCACUCUGUCGCUGGACGAGCUGAAGCAACUGGACAGGGAUCCCGAGUUCUUCGACGACUUCAUCGAGGAGAUGUCCGUGGUGCAGCACCUCAACGAGGAGCUAGACUCUAUGAUGAACCAGGUGGAGAGCAUAUCAAGGGAGAACGAGAGCAAGGGCAGCCAUCUGGUGGAGCUGAAGCGCCGGCUCAGCGAUGAUUACACAGCUUUAAAAACACUGGGCGAGAAAUGCGACCAGCUAAAUAAGAAAUACUUGAAAAAGUCCGAGGAAUACGCACCCCAGCACAUAAGGGAACUCCUUCAGAUUGCUGCCUCCAAUGCCGAUGCCGACUGUGAUCGGCAUGUGGAGCACUUCCUGAAUGGAAAGAUCGAUGUGCAGACGUUCCUCAACACGUACCAGAGCUCCAAGAAGAUCAGCGCCGAGCGCAAGGCCAAGGAGGAGCGACUGGGCACCCAGCUGAGUGCCCUGGAGCGGGCCGGCAUCUAGGAUGGCCGGUGGAAGACAUUGGCUGUGCAGUCCACUCAAUGUUAUCUCAUCCCACUCCUCCGUUCGCCACGAGUCGCAAUAAUAGAGUCUAAGCAGGAUAAUCAACAGAGAAACCGAAUCGAACCGAACCGAACCGAUCAGAGAUAUGGAUCCAGAGCAGAGUCAGAGUCAGAGUUAUAUAUAAAUGGUAUAAGGGAUCCCAGAGGAUCCCCGCAACGGAACAGAAUGCUAAACAGUAGUGGAAAGCUAGUUUAAACCUAUAUUUUAACACGUGUGAAUCGGUAGAUUCGGUGGCUUGUAAUUCUAAUUAUUUUCCUAAAAACGGAACGCUAUGUGUUAUUUCCCAAUUCCAAAAUACAGUCCCAAAUUCAAGUCGCCUGUAUUACCCUUAGGUUAUAUAAAUAUUUUUGGUCCCUAAUUUUGUCCCAUGGCCAGCCGAAUCAAUGUAUUUGUACUAUGUAUAUUUAAUAAACUUUAUGAUUUAUCUGA